AUGACUCCACACCCGGCCAAGACCAAGAGAUUUACAGAGAGGAUCUGUAACGGAGGAAAAAAAGAAAAAGAGAGAGAGAUUUGCGGGGAGAGGGCUGUAUUUAUAAGCCUGACAGGGGCUGGAAGGGGCCGUGCUAUGUUCCUAUUGGAGGAGCUGCAUGGGAGUAGGGUGGGGCCGAUGCCAUGUUAUAGUCCUAUUGGACGCAUUACAAAGCUGGCUAAGGAUUGGAGGCUUGCAGACCUUAGCUGGAUCUCCAAAAUACAAGUGAAUCAUCCAGCAGUUCUGAGGCGUGCAGAACAAAUCCAGGCUCGUAGAACUGUGAAGAAAGAGUGGCAGGCUGCUUGGCUCCUGAAAGCUGUUACCUUUAUAGAUCUUACUACACUUUCAGGUGAUGAUACAUCUUCCAACAUUCAAAGGCUCUGUUAUAAAGCUAAAUAUCCAAUCCGGGACGAUCUCUUAAAAGCUUUAAAUAUGCACGAUAAAGGCAUUACCACAGCUGCUGUGUGUGUUUAUCCCUCACGCGUGUGUGACGCUAUAAAGGCUCUCCGGGCUGCAGGCUGCAAUAUUCCUGUGGCAUCAGUGGCCACUGGCUUUCCCGCUGGACAGACUCAUUUAAAGACACGACUAGAAGAGAUCAGAUUGGCUGUGGAAGAUGGAGCUACGGAAAUUGACGUGGUCAUUAACAGGAGCUUGGUGCUGACGGGCCAGUGGGAAGCCCUGUAUGAUGAGAUUCGUCAGUUUCGCAAGGCCUGUGGGGAGGCUCAUCUCAAAACCAUAUUAGCAACAGGAGAACUUGGAUCUCUUACUAAUGUCUAUAAAGCCAGUAUGAUAGCCAUGAUGGCAGGAUCAGAUUUUAUUAAGACCUCUACUGGAAAAGAAACAGUAAAUGCCACCUUCCCGGUAGCCAUAGUAAUGCUACGGGCCAUUAGAGAUUUCUUCUGGAAAACUGGAAACAAGAUAGGCUUUAAGCCAGCAGGAGGCAUCCGCAGUGCGAAGGAUUCCCUUGCGUGGCUCUCUCUUGUAAAGGAGGAGCUUGGUGAUGAGUGGCUGAAGCCAGAACUUUUUCGAAUAGGUGCCAGCACUCUGCUUUCAGACAUUGAGAGGCAGAUUUACCAUCACGUGACUGGAAGAUAUGCUGCUUAUCAUGACCUUCCAAUGUCUUAAAUUAGCUAUCAGUUCCUGAAAAGUUACUUACAACAACGUUUACAAGUUAUUUUUCUACAUAAUUGCUAACAUUAUUUACUUUAAAAAUAGGGAAAUAAGUAACUGGCAUUUUCUCCUGAAAAUUUCCAGUGAACUUAAAGAAUGAAAGAACAAACUAAUCCACAUGUGGUACUCAUUCAGGCACAUCUGAAAUAGUCUUAAUUACUAGAAGAUCUGCACUAUUAAUUUUGUGAAGGUUUUCUCCUAAAAACUGAGUAAAAUGUUAAUGGUAGUUUUGACAACAUCAAGUGCUAAGGAAGAAAAAAUGUUAAACUGCCCAAGCAGUGUGCCUUACCAAAAGAAAAUGCAACAUCCCUGAGCUGCUGCUGUGACUACUUCAGGAACCACUGAUUCAGCACUAAUUUCCCGCCAUGAAAAUUCAUCUUUCAGUUUUGUAAUAGAUACGCUUUUUCACUAAUUGUUUUGCUAAUGAAAUUUCUGGCAUUGUAAUACUUAACUAUGAAUAUCAUUAAAUGUUUU
Messenger RNA from Carlito syrichta (Philippine tarsier), 1683 nucleotides. RefSeq names its product deoxyribose-phosphate aldolase (gene DERA). Gene Ontology annotation, biological process: deoxyribonucleotide catabolic process; carbohydrate catabolic process. Bases 1 to 1164 code for a protein of 387 amino acids. Gene Ontology annotation, cellular component: cytoplasm. NCBI's taxonomy places the organism in Eukaryota, Metazoa, Chordata, Mammalia, Primates, Tarsiidae. The record is from RefSeq and is a predicted model, not a curated record. The transcript is spliced from 9 exons. Gene Ontology annotation, molecular function: deoxyribose-phosphate aldolase activity.